GCAUUUCAUAUUUCCCCAACGGUCAUCACUCUUUUCCCAACAAAAAAACGUUUCUCCUCCUCUUCCCUCUCUUCUCACCAUUUGAAUUCUCUGCAAAAAUCAGUUCCACUCUCACCACUUACACUUAAUCCAGAGACCAAAAAAUCAUGAAAUCAAUCACAGAAAGCACUGAGAAUCUGUUUUCAGGAAGGAUAUCAACAUCCUCCAUUCGUAAUUUCCUCUCUUCCAAGCACAACAACAAAAGAUUGAACCCUAAAUCCUCCAGAUUUUUCAAUUCCGAGAAUACCCCUCCACCGGACCCCAACAUUCAGUUCGACGAUCCUCCACUUUCAUCUUCUCUCCCUAAACCGUCUCUCUCCAAAUCCUUCACUUCUCUCAACGACACUGCCGUUUCUGUCCCUCAAGAUCUACCCGUCAAGGAAGAGGUUGCUGGAACCAGUGACACAUCAGCAGAUUUGGAUCCACCGGUGAAGGUUGUGGUGAGAAUUAGACCUGGAAAUGAACACGAAAGACAAGGUGGAGUGACAGUAAGGAAGGUUUCUUCAGAUUUAUUGUCCGUUGGUGAUCGGAACUUUGGCUUUGAUUCGGUUCUUGAUUCCAGUUCUAAUCAGGAAGAUCUAUUUCAGUUGGUUGGUAUUCCUUUAGUGAAAAGUGCAUUAGCAGGUUACAAUACUUCAAUUUUGUCGUAUGGACAGACUGGAAGUGGCAAGACCUACACAUUGUGGGGUCCGCCAAGUGCUAUGGUUGAGGAUCCUUCACCCAGUAGUCACCAGGGCCUUGUUCCUCGCAUCUUUCAAAUGCUAUUCUCAGAUAUCCAAAGAGAGCAAGAGAGCUCUGACAGGAAGCAGAUAAAUUAUCAGUGCAGAUGCUCUUUUCUAGAGGUAUACAAUGAUCAAAUUGGGGAUUUGCUCGAUCCCGUUCAGAGAAAUCUUGAGAUAAGGGAUGACCCUAAAAAUGGACUGCACGUUGAGAAUUUGACCGAGGAGUAUGUAAGUAGCUACGAGGAUGUAACUCAAAUACUAAUCAAGGGGCUUUCAAAUAAAAAAGUUGGAGCAACAAGCAUAAAUUCCAAGAGCUCAAGAUCCCAUGUUGUGUUUACUUUUAUCAUCGAGUCCUGGUGCAAGGGAACUUCAUCAAAAUGCUUCAGUAGUUCAAGGAUUAGCAGAAUUAGCUUUGUCGAUCUAGCUGGACUGGACCGAACUAAACUUGAUGAUGCAGGUCGACAAUUUGUAAGGGAAGGCAAAAAUAUUAAGAAGUCCCUUUCACAACUUGGCCGAAUGGUGAAUGCUCUUGGAAAUGGCACUCAGCCAGGAAAAUUUGAAGUUGCGCCAUAUAAAGGAUCUUGUUUAACAUAUUUGCUUCAAGAAUCACUAGGCGGAAAUUCAAAACUCACAGUUAUAUGCAACAUCUCCCCUGAAAAUAGAUAUAAUGGUGAGACUCUCAGGACACUCAGAUUUGGGCAGAGAGUUAAAUCAAUAAAGAAUGAGCCAGUGAUAAAUGAAAUAUCAGAAGAUGAUGUUAAUGAUUUGAGUGAUCAGAUUCGCCAAUUAAAGGAAGAACUUAUAAGAGCAAAAUCAGACGUGCAUAAUUCAGUUGGCAAUAAAAAUAGAUACUUUAAAGGGCGAAAUGCACGUGAAAGCUUGAACCACCUGAGAGUAAGCCUUAAUCGCUCUUUGAUAUUACCCCGGAUAGAUAAUGAUUCUGACAAUGAAGUGGAAGUUGAUGAGGAUGAUGUGAAGGAACUUCAUCAGCAACUCAAGAAGUUGCAUAGCUCUUGUGAGGAGAACUUGAAAGAUCUAUCUGACACUAGAAACUCCAGCCACUUUGCCUCUGUGGAUGAAAGUUUUGAGACAGAUUCAAUGAGUGAAGAUGAAGUAAAUGGUCCAGGUGAAAUUCAAAAGGAAGGUGAAGAUGAAGAAAUUAAUUUGGGGAUACACAAGGAAAGUGAGGAAGACCUUUUAAGUACCUCAAAGGCUGAUUCUGCAAGUAGCCUGUCUAUCAGUUUAUGCCGUCAGUCUCCGGUCCUUCAAGAACCAACAUUGUCCGAGUCUCCUAAAAUUGGAAAUACCAGGAGAAGUAUAGCCAUUUCAUCAGCAUUUUCAGCAAGUCAGGAUGGUGUAUCUCAGAGUGCCAACUUUAAGUCUGAAGUGUUCCAGUCACUUAAGCAAAGUGAGCACAUUCGAUCGUCUUUGCGCUCAAGCAAGCUGUUUCUAGGCCCCACCGAGUCCUUGGCAGCUAGCCUUCAAAGAGGCUUGCAGAUUAUUGACCAUCACCAGCAGAACUCAGCAUCAAACAGAUCUUCAGUUGCCUUCUCGUUUGAGCAUUUGGCAUUGAAACCAUGUGCAGAAGUUGAUAGAGCCUAUGCUUCUAUUCAAAAGUUAGCAGAAGACGCACCAUCGUCAGAUGGAUCAUCUGCUUAUGUACUUUGUGCAUCUUGUAAACAAAAGAUCAACAAUAAAUCUGAUGAGGUACAAGAUAGCCUGAAGACAUGGACUUUAACAGUUGAUGAAGCAGGAAAUUCCAGCAAGCUGACAGAUCAGGCAGCUAAAGACGAAGACAAUGGUUUGAAAGAAGCCCAUAGGAAAGAGAAUGAACUUGAAAAUGUUUGCAAGGAGCAAGCAGCUAGAAUUGAGCAGCUCAAUCGAUUGGUGGAGCAAUAUAAACUUGAGAAAGAACUUUCCAUCAAGGAACACGAUCAAGAAGUUGACGUUCUUUGUCUUGAGGGCUCAAAAGAUCAAAUCAUAUCCAGAAAUGAAGAAUAUCAUUCUUUGAAAGAAGAAAAUGAGCUUCCAGAAAUCAUUAAGGAAGUUCAGGAAGAAUUGGAUCAUGGGAAUUUAUUUUUUGAUAUGAAGGAGAAGGAAGCGCUUCUUCAGGAAAUUCAAAGCUUAAGGGCUCAGUUGAAGUCAUAUACUGAUGCGUCUGCCAACAAAUCCAUUAAUAAACUGAGAUCCUCUCUGUUAGCACAAUCCAUUCAAUUGAGAAAAAGUUUAGAUGCUAGAUGCGGUAAUGACGAAGAGCUUGAGAGGGAAAAACAGAGAUGGACAGAAAUGGAGAGUGAGUGGAUUUCUAUAACUGAUGACUUGAGGAUUGAUCUUGAAUCAAAUCGUCGGCGUGCAGAGAAAGUGGAGAUGGAAUUGAUAUUAGAAAAGAAGUGCACUGAGGAAUUAGAUGAUGCACUUAGUAGGGCUGUCCUUGGUCAUGCUAGAAUGGUUGAACACUAUGCUGACCUACAAGAGAAAUAUAAUGACUUGCUUGGAAAGCACCGUGCAAUCAUGGAAGGGAUUGCAGAGGUGAAGAAGGCAGCAGCAAAGGCAGGAACCAAAGGUGGCACCCGCUUUGCCAAAUCACUUGCCGCUGAACUUUCUGUUUUAAGGGUGGAGAGGGAAAGGGAGAGAGAAUUCUUGAAGAAGGAGAACAAGAAUCUCAAAAUCCAGCUUAGAGACACCGCAGAAGCUGUUCAUGCUGCGGGAGAACUCCUUGUGAGACUCAGAGAAGCUGAACAUGCUGCCUCAGAUGCAGAGGAAAAGUUUACCAAAGUUCAACAAGACAACGAGAAGUUGAAGAAGCAAAUGGAGAAAAAUAAAAGAAAACACAAGAUGGAGAUGAUCACCAUGAAACAGUACCUAGCAGAAAGCAGAUUACCAGAAUCUGCAUUGCAACCAUUAUACAGGGAAGAUUCUGCUGAAAACACAAUUACAGAUGACGAUCAAGCAUGGAGGGCAGAAUUUGGACCAAUAUAUCAAGAACAUUUCUGAAUCAUUCAAAAAACACCAAAUUCCACUUGUUGCUCUGACAGAGACCCUACUUGGGUCCAAGCUAUUCUUAAAAAUCCCUAACUAUACAUUACUUUAUUAUUAUUCAAAUUCUUUCUCUGUAUGUUGCUCCCUUAUAUCUGGUUUCGCGUUGAUGUAUCAUCUCUUGUUCUUCACUAUUUUUGAUAAUAAAGAUUGCUAUUGAUUGAUUGUUUGCUCUUAA
This is a messenger RNA of Ricinus communis (castor bean), 3975 nucleotides long. RefSeq names its product kinesin-like protein KIN-12F. The coding region runs from base 147 to 3755 and encodes 1202 amino acids. The transcript has 17 exons. Gene Ontology annotation, molecular function: microtubule binding; microtubule motor activity; ATP binding. Gene Ontology annotation, biological process: microtubule-based movement. Lineage: Eukaryota; Viridiplantae; Streptophyta; Magnoliopsida; Malpighiales; Euphorbiaceae. The record is from RefSeq and is a predicted model, not a curated record.